GCCGCCGCCACCACCACCAACACCACCAGCAGCGCCGGAGCCGAGAGGAGACCGCGGGCCUUGCCGCCCAGCCUCUCCUCCUCCUAGUCGCAAGCUGCCAACCUCCUUCGGAGAUCACUGAAGGUGGUUCAGGGGAGCAAUAAUAAGCCUGUAAAGGUCUUAUUCCAACAAACUAUUAAAACAUGGUGGAUUACUAUGAAGUUCUAGGUGUGCAGAGACAUGCCUCAGCCGAGGAUAUUAAAAAGGCGUAUCGUAAAUUGGCACUUAAGUGGCACCCAGAUAAAAAUCCUGAAAAUAAAGAAGAAGCAGAAAGGAGAUUCAAACAAGUAGCUGAGGCAUAUGAGGUGUUAUCAGAUGCCAAAAAACGGGACAUCUAUGACAAAUAUGGAAAAGAAGGACUAAAUGGUUCAGGUGGAGGAGGUGGAAGUCAUUUUGAUAAUCCAUUUGAAUAUGGAUUCACAUUCCGGAACCCAGAUGAUGUCUUCAGGGAAUUUUUUGGUGGAAGGGACCCAUUUUCAUUUGACUUCUUUGAAGAUCCAUUUGACGACUUUUUUGGAAAUCGAAGAGGGAAUCGUGGAAACAGAAGCAGAGGUGCAGGACCCUUUUUCUCUGCCUUUGGUGGAUUUCCAAGUUUUGGAGGUGGACUUGCUUCAUUUGAUACAGGAUUUUCUUCAUUUGGUUCAGUGGGGCAUGGAGGACUUACUUCCUUCUCUUCAACGUCAUUUGGUGGUAGUGGGAUGGGUAACUUCAAAUCCAUAUCAACUACAACUAAAAUAGUAAAUGGCAGAAAAAUCACUACAAAGAGAACUGUUGAGAAUGGUCAAGAAAGAGUAGAAGUUGAAGAAGAUGGCCAGUUAAAGUCCUUAACAAUAAAUGGUGUAGAAGAUGAAAACGCCUUCGUGGAGGAGUGUAGCCGCAGAGGACAGAGUGCCCUGCCUUUCCAGUCCCGUGCUCAGAAGAUGAACCGCCCUGCUCCUUCCAAACCCGCGCCUCAAAAUAUUUUUGAGGAGCAGGAUAAACCUCGGGUCAGCAGCAGCUGGGAGUCCCCCAUAUUCGUAGCAGGACACAAAGAAGGUGGCAAGAGGAAGAAACAGAAACAGAGAGAAGAGCAGAAGAAGAAGAAGUCGACCAAAGGGAACCAUUAAAACGGAUUGUCAGAUGCACCAGUACCUUUUCACCACAUGAUCCUAUAACAUUUGAACACAUCUGUGUGUGUGUGUGUAUGUGUGUGUAUGUGUGUAUGUGUGUGUGUGUGCACGCAUGUGUGUGUGUCUGUGUGUUUUGGUCAUACACAUUGUUAGGUACAAGACAGCUCGUGUUUAAAUAUUGUACUAAAACUGCACUAUCAUCACAGUUUCUCAUGAGACUCUGGACAUUUUAAUAACGGGUUGUCGGGUUAGGCAAGUGAGAAGACUGCCAGGUUAGUGAUUGGUGGUUUGGUGAUGUGUGAUGUACUGGUGAUUUGGAAGAUCGUAGAUGUUUUCACUUUGUGUCCUCCCCUCGAGGGGACUGAGCACCACCCCGCUGAGGGUUAGUGUUAAACCUCCAUCUCAUUCUUUUCAUCCAUGCAACUCAUGCAGACUGCUACAACAGAACCCUGCACGCCCAAGCCCUAGUGAACCUAACUGGUGAGCAGAUAUGGGCUCUUGAAGGAUCUGCCAAGUGACCCUUGUUCCCUAAGGGAGGUAGAACAUAUGCUACUUAGCAAGAUAAUUAAAGACUGCAUAAUUUAAGAAAACUGUCAUACUGUGAGUUACAUUGAGUCGUGAAGAAGGUACUUUCUCUUAAAUAGAAGUUAACUGGGCCUAGAUGUUUCUAGACCUCUGGCUUUGUCUCCUAGGUGCUGCCAGGUGACCGCUGAAUCACCCCAGAGGUGAAAUCAUUCAUUCCUGACAUUCAUUAUGACCUUAACUCCCAAACUCUCCAAACCGUCCAAAUUCUACUUUAAACUUCCGUUGGGUUUUUUUUUUGUUUGUUUGUUUGUUUGGUUGGUUGGGUUUUUUUCCUGGGGUGUGUAUGAUGCAGAAUCUCUUCUUUUAUUUUAUUAUAUUUAUAAGAUUCCUUUUCAUUGGAUGUCCAGGAUUCUGCCCCAAUAAUUCUUGUUCCACAGCGAUUGGUUGACUCUUUUCAUAUUAGGGUCAUGAUGAGGGGAAGGAAUAAGCUAGUUUAAAGUGACAUCUGCUAUCAUGAGUGAGUAGGCCAAGCUGACUUUCAGUUUGCAAACAUUCUCUUCAUUUAAAAAAAUCAUUUUGAAUCUGGCAGGAUCACUUUCCAGCUUCCUGUAAUUAUUUCAUUUGCAUGACCUUAUUGCUUCUUAACCUUUAUUCUUUUUUCUUUGAGCCUGACUAGAAUCUCCUUGUAUUGACUUAACUUGAUUCCUUGCAUGUUCCUUGGCAGUGAAUUCUUUCCCUCUUAACACCGGAGCCUCUGGGUCACACUGGUUUGUUCUUUUGUGUCUUCAAGAUGUAGUCACUGUGAAAUCUUUGAUGUGAUUGGGGGGGAAAAGCCAGCAGCUUCCACCUAGCACUGUUGAAGGCCGAGCUCUUUGGUAAAAUGCAGCAUGUCAAUAUGCUGUAGCAACAUACUGAGCUUCAGGAAGCCAGAAUACAAAUGUAGCCUCUGCUUGUAUGAACUGAUUGUUAAAAUUGUGUUUUAAGGGCCUUAUAUAUGGAGGUGGGGGGAGAGGGGAGGGAGGGAGGGUAGAUUAAUUUAGAACCCUGGGGUGGUUUAGUAUUUAUGCUUAUCAUGAAAACUGUAACCUUAGUAAACAUUAAGAUACUUUACUUCGUAUGUAGGAUAUUUUAGGUACUACAUAUGUGAAACAUUAAGAUUUAGCAUAGCCUUUCUGUCGGUCACUUGAUAAGUACCACUAAGUUGUUUGUGCUGUGUUACUAAUAUUUAAAAAUAAAAGCAAUUCUCUCA
This is a messenger RNA of Antechinus flavipes (yellow-footed antechinus), 2922 nucleotides long. It is a transcript of the gene DNAJB6, whose product is annotated as DnaJ heat shock protein family (Hsp40) member B6. The coding region runs from base 183 to 1145 and encodes 320 amino acids. Gene Ontology annotation, cellular component: cytosol; endoplasmic reticulum membrane. Gene Ontology annotation, molecular function: Hsp70 protein binding; ATPase activator activity. The record is from RefSeq and is a predicted model, not a curated record. The transcript has 11 exons. Lineage: Eukaryota; Metazoa; Chordata; Mammalia; Dasyuromorphia; Dasyuridae. Gene Ontology annotation, biological process: positive regulation of proteasomal ubiquitin-dependent protein catabolic process; protein refolding.